GACAGACAGGCGGCGGAGGAGAGUUGCUGCGAACAUCUUCCACUUCACACACCGACAAACACCGAGGACUGCUCGGCUCGCAGAUGAGCCCCGGACCGGCCGCCCUCUCCUCCGGUGGGGACUCGCCUUGUCGUGGGGAUUUAACCCCGGAGAAGAUGCCUGAAUGCUGGGCUGCUACUGCCGGACACCGUGUGCCUGUUGCGGAGCUCAAGGGUCCGUGUGCCGCCACAACAUAGAGAAAACCUCGGGAGAGCAGCGAGGCCAGCGGCGGCGGCAGCAGCCUGUAGCACCAGCUAGCCCCAGUUAGCAUCCAGUUAGCAUCCAGCUAGCCCCGCGCGGCUACGACGCUAGCCCCCCGCUAACGUCACAGGUGUUCCGCGGCAGAAACACCCACCACACCCGGCGUGUAGCUGCGGGGAACCGGCGGGAAGCUGCUCCCCGGUGUCCCGGCGUGCAAGUGAACCUAACGCCCCGGUUGUUGUGUCUCCGAAACGGCGGGGAGAACCACACACUUAGCGGCGUUGUUGUUAGCCGUUAGCCUGUUAGCUUGUGAGUUGGGUCCCGUGUUUACAGCUACAGCAGCGGGGGCUAGGCUAAGCUAGCUAAGCUAGCAGCCCCGAAGCUAGCGAGUUGAACUUUACAGCUACAUGUGCUUGUUUUCGUGUGCAGCUUGUGUGUCUCUCUGCAUGAUUCCCACUCGACCCGGGACUCGCAGCCUAGGGUAGCCUAGCCCACUCGCCGGGUCGUCGGCUUGGCUCUUGCGGUCCCCGCCGUGCCUAGCCCCCCGGACUGACCCACCCACCCACCAGGACGAUCUACCCGGGGGCCGAUGCUGACAGUUCAGCCCGGACCACGGCCACGCCAGGAGCCGCUACAGCGAUGCAGCCCCAGCAGAUCUACGACUUCUCGAGUGACGAGAACAGUCACAAAUGGAGAGGCCUGUUCGUGCAAGCUCUGCGGAAGGUACAGAAGGAGGUCCACCCAAACCUCACGGCGAAGGAGGACGCCCUGCAGCACAUCGAGGAGCUGAUCCUGCAGCUGCUCAACAUGCUGUGUGUGGCCCAGCCUCGCUCUGUGCAGGAUGUCGAGGAACGUGUCCAGAAAACCUUUCCCCACCCUAUUGAUAAGUGGGCGAUUGCCGACGCCCAGUCAGCCAUCGUGAAACGCAAUAGGAGACACCCCUUACUUCUCCCUGUGGACAAGAUACACCCACUGCUCAAGGAGGUUUUGGGCUACAAAGUUGACUACCACGUGUCCCUCUACAUCGUGGCAGUGCUUGAAUACAUAUCAGCAGACAUCCUGAAACUGGCAGGAAACUAUGUUGGCAACAUUCGGAACUAUGAGAUCAACCAACAGGACAUCAAGGUGUCCAUGUGUGCAGACAAGGUGCUGAUGGACAUGUUUGACCAGGAGGAGGACAUUGGCCUGAUGUCUCAGUGCACGGACGAGCCGUCCUCCUCCGGGGAGCUCACGUACGACGACCUGGUGAGGCUUGAAAUCGCAGAGGAGCGGCAGUAUCUACGAGAACUCAACCUCAUCAUCAAAGUGUUCCGCCAUCACUUCCUGUCCAACCCCAAAAUUUUCACGGCUCAGGAUGUGGAGGUGAUCUUCAGUAACAUCCUGGACAUCCACGAGCUGACGGUGAAGCUGCUCGGGCUGAUCGAAGACGCCGUGGAGAUGACCGCUGACGGCAGCCCUCAUCCGCUGGUGGGCAGCUGCUUCGAAGAUCUAGCAGAGGAGCAGGCGUUCGACCCUUACGAGACCUUGUCUCAGGAUAUCCUCAACAAGGACUUCCACGAACAUUUCAACAACCUGAUGUCACGACCGACCGUUGGCUUCUACUUCCAGUCAGUGGCAGAAGGAUUCAAAGAAGCAGUCCAGUACGUCCUCCCCCAGCUGAUGAUGGUCCCAGUAUACCACUGUAUGCACUACUUCGAACUAUUACAGCAACUUCAGGAGCGCAGCCAGGACCAAGAUGACCGAGAAUGUCUGAAGCAGGCGAUCACGGCGCUGCUCAACCUUCAGUGCAGCGUCGAGCGCAUCUAUGCCAAGCACCAGCCGCGCCGUAAACCUGGCGAGCCCAUGUACCGCCUGUACAGCAGGCAGGUCCGUAGCAAACAACUCGCCAUCAAACGCAUGAACGAGAUCCAGAAGAGCAUCGACGGCUGGGAGGGGAAAGACAUCGGCCAGUGCUGCAGCGAGUUCAUCCUGGAGGGGCCGCUGCUACGAGCGGGCGCCAAGCACGAGAGGCACAACUUCCUGUUCGACGGCCUGAUGAUCAGCUGCAAGGCCAAUCAGAGCUCGCGGCUCCCGGGGUCGGGCAGCGGGGCGGAGUACCGCCUGAAGGAGAAGUUUGUGCUGAGGAAGAUCCGCAUCGUGGACCGCGAGGACUCCACAGAGCUGCGGCACGCGUUUGAACUGAUAGGCAAAGAUGAGAACUGUUCGGUUUUCUUUGCACGGACAAUGGAGGAGAAGGCGGCGUGGAUGGCCGGGCUGGUGACUCUGCAGUACCGCUCCACUUUGGACCGCAUGUUGGACACGGUGCUGCAGCACGAGGAACAGGCACAUCCUCUAAGACUGCCCUCCCCGGAGGUUUACCGCUUUGCUGUGCAGGACUCUGAGGAGAAUAUAGUGUUUGAGGACAAAGUGCAAAGCAAAACAGGCAUUCCCAUCAUCAAGGCCGGCACGGUGGGGAAGCUCAUAGAGAGACUCACCUACCACAUGUAUGCUGAUCCUAACUUUGUUCGCACGUUUCUUACCACGUACCGAUCGUUCUGCAAACCACAGGAGCUUCUGAGCCUGCUGAUAGACCGGAUUGAGAUCCCUGAGCCAGAACCCACGGAGGAGGACCGACAGGCUCUGUGGAACGGUGACCAGCCGAUUGUGGCCGAGCUCCAGAGGUUCCGUAAGGAGUAUGUGCAGCCGGUCCAGCUCAGGGUUCUCAACGUUUUCCGUCAGUGGGUCGAACAUCAUUUCUACGACUUUGAGAACGAUCCAGAGCUGAGGAUUCGACUAGAGGAUUACAUCACCAGUAGAAUUCAACUGAGAGGCAAGUCGAUGAGAAAGUGGGUGGAGUCCAUCAACAAGAUCAUCAAGAGGAAGCUGCAGACGCAGUCGAACGGCGUCAGCCACAACAUCACCUUCGAGAGCCUGCCUCCUAACUUCGAGUGGCACAUCUGCAGAGCGGGACAAGUGGACACCUUCGACCUCAUGACCCUUCACCCCAUAGAGAUCGCCCGCCAGCUGACUCUGCUCGAGUCCGAGCUCUACAGAGCCGUCCGGCCGUCCGAGCUGGUCGGCAGCGUCUGGACCAAAGAGGACAAAGAGAAGAACUCGCCAAACUUGCUCCGCAUGAUCCGUCACACCACCAACCUCACGCUGUGGUUCGAGAAGUGUAUCGUGGAGACGAUGAACCUGGAGGAGAGGGUGGCCGUGUUGUCCCGGGUGACGGAGAUCCUGCAGGUUUUCCAGGAGCUCAACAACUUCAACGGUGUCCUGGAGGUCGUCAGCGCCAUCAACUCCGUCCCGGUCUACAGGCUGGAGCACACCUUCGAGGCAAUACCAGAGAGGAAAAGGAAAAUUCUGGAAGAAGCUGUGGAACUGAGCCAAGACCAUUUUAAGAAAUACUUGGCUAAACUCAAGUCAAUAAACCCACCCUGUGUGCCUUUCUUUGGUAUCUAUCUGACCAACAUCCUGAAGACGGAGGAGGGAAACCCCGACUUCCUCAAACGCCACGGCAAGGCGCUGAUCAACUUCAGCAAGAGGAGGAAAGUGGCUGAGAUCACCGGAGAGAUCCAGCAGUACCAGAACCAGCCGUACUGCCUGAAGGUGGAGCACGACAUCCGGAGGUUCUUUGAGAACCUGAACCCGAUGGGCAACAGGAGUGAGAAGGAGUUCGUGGACUACCUGUUCAAAAUGUCCAUGGACAUCGAGCCACGGAACUGUAGGCAGGCUCCUCGAUUUCCCAGGAAGACCUUGUACACUCUGAAGUCUCCGGGCAUCCGGCCGGUGAGAACCUCUACCUCUGGGACCCUGAAGGGCCACCCCGUCCCCCUGGAGAGGGAGCCCCCCCAUAAGAUCACCUUCCGCAGCAUCGCCGAGACCGAGCCGGAGAUGCCGGUGUCGGCCUCGGUGCCCACCUCCCCCAACACGCCCACCCCCCCGCAGUCGGCCUGCUCUGACCUCAGCUCGGUCUUCAUGGAUCACGACCUCAGCAACUCGUACGGCGGCGCCGAGUUCAGCUCGUACGGCGGUAGUAACUCCAUAUUUGUUCCAGUUCCUCUGCCGCCUUCAAAGUUCCAGUCGGUUUCCUGCGGCAGCCUCCACCAGCUCGGAGAGGAGCUGCUCCGGCCGCCGCCUCUACCGCCACGAAGGAAAGAUGCCAUGUCUGAAGCCAAAUUGAGCUCCAGGUGCGACAGCCCUCCAGCGAUUCCCCCCCGGCUGCCCCCCCCUCUCCCCAGGAACCAGCCUCGCCUGCCGGCCUACAACGGCCCCGCCCUCGACGGCCCGCUCCCGAGCCCGCCGCCGCCGCCCCCCCGCGACCCUCUGCCGGACACGCCUCCUCCGGUGCCCCAGCGGCCCCCGGAGAUCUUCAUCAACUACCCCCCCCUGCAGCCCUCCCCCGUGGGCCGCUACCACUGGGACUUCAACAGCAUCCCCAGCUCUCCCAACACGCCGCCCAGCACGCCGUCGCCGCGCGUCCCCCGGCGGAGCUGUCCGCUGAGCGCCAGCCAGAACAGCCUCUGCCCGCUUCCUGUCCCCAUCACCGCCCCCCCGGUGCCCCCCCGCCACAACUCCAGCUCGCAACUCCCCAAACUCCCACCAAAGACAUACAAAAGGGAGCUGCUGCAGCCGCCGCUACAAGGCCUCUCAUUGGUGGAGAACGCCGACAGCAGCCAGUGAGUCGGCGCCGGUUCCUCUCGAAACGCCAACGUGCAAAACUUCAAACCUGUCGCCUUCCGACCGGGACACAGUGGACUCCAACGCUACUGAUCAGAAAGAAAAAAACUCUGCUCCACAUACUGUUAACGCCACGCGCCCGCCGCCCGCCGUGCCUCUCAGGGGAUCAGUAGCUCCGCCUUCAUCAGGAACCCUCUGUGCCAAUGAGAAACCCACACCGGUGUGCCAGCUAAUAAACAACAAGGAGUCGGGUGUUUGUGUUUGUCUCUUCUGUUCGGAGCGAGAACGUUUCCUGAUUUAGAGUUCUCACCCCGCCCGUUCACCCAACUCACCCCCCCCCCCGGGUCCCACUCCUCCAUCACCAGGGCCGGGUGAGUGUGGGGGGGGGGCGUGGACUUUGUAGCCUUAACUGUCAUGCUUUGUUUCUUUGGGCAUUGACGUCACCCCGGAGUCCCUCCCUCUCUCCUCCUCCUCCACUCGGAUGAACCUGAGACGUAGCUCCUCCUCCUUCUCGGUGGGGUGGGGGGGGCUGGGGGGGGCAGCAGACAUUUCCAUUGACUUGUUUCCUACUAACUGAAAACAAACAGUUGCCAAAGUCUUAUUUUAUGCAGGGGGAUAAGGGAUUUUCUUCUUCUUCUUCUUUUUAAACAAAUGUGACAUUAACAGGAAACACGAGCAGGAGGCGACACUGAAUCCCCCCCGACCCCCCCCACUGAACACUGUGACUGGACCGAGUCAAACUGUCUGAUUGUUGGUUUCGUGUCUGAAGACAGAAAACAAAACGUUGCCUUUUUAAAAAAGAGAGAGAAACAGCGGUGACCUCUGACCCCCAGGCUCUGGUCCUCAUCACGCUCGGGAUGAGUCAGCAGGUUUUCAUCCAACCAGGAAGGAGAAAUCAAAUCCCUCAGCGGCGAUAUCACACAGCAGCGCCACGGGGGGGCGG
Messenger RNA from Limanda limanda (common dab), 5842 nucleotides. RefSeq names its product son of sevenless homolog 2 (Drosophila) (gene sos2). Gene Ontology annotation, molecular function: guanyl-nucleotide exchange factor activity; protein heterodimerization activity. Gene Ontology annotation, cellular component: plasma membrane. The transcript has 23 exons. Gene Ontology annotation, biological process: positive regulation of GTPase activity; Ras protein signal transduction. The coding region runs from base 880 to 4902 and encodes 1340 amino acids. Lineage: Eukaryota; Metazoa; Chordata; Actinopteri; Pleuronectiformes; Pleuronectidae. The record is from RefSeq and is a predicted model, not a curated record.